Papilio xuthus (Asian swallowtail) is the source of this 2655-nucleotide messenger RNA. Its product is annotated as serine/arginine repetitive matrix protein 5. NCBI's taxonomy places the organism in Eukaryota, Metazoa, Arthropoda, Insecta, Lepidoptera, Papilionidae. The coding region runs from base 211 to 2655 and encodes 814 amino acids. The record is from RefSeq and is a predicted model, not a curated record. The transcript is spliced from 12 exons. Gene Ontology annotation, cellular component: nucleus. Gene Ontology annotation, biological process: poly(A)+ mRNA export from nucleus.
CCAAGAGCAUAUUUUAUAUACUCUUUGACCAAGAGCAUCUAUAGAUUUAAGCAAAAGUCAAGAAAUUUGUGUUUUUCUAAUUUAAUGACUUUAUGAUAUUUUUAAAUAAUGCAUUAACCUAUCACCAUGAUUAUAUUAUAGUGUAGAUGUAUUUGCGUAAGUAGACUAUUUGCAGGCUGCGUUAUUAGGCGCAGUUACAAUAAAUUAGCAAUGGAUGUUGAAACAGAUGGAAGGAAUUCCCGAUCCCGCAGCCCUUCUAUAGCGUCGGAGUCGAAGAUGUCGCGCGGCACUUCUCGCUCCCGUUCCCGCUCCCGGAGUGCAUCGUCCAAAAAUAGGUCCCAAAGCGGAUCUCCGGCCAAAUCUAGAUCUAGAUCCAGAAGCGGUUCGGCGAGAUCGCCAUCGAGGAGUAAAUCUAGAUCGAGGAGUGGUUCGGCUAGAUCGAGAUCGAGGAGCAAAUCUAAAUCUAGAUCAAGGAGUGGAUCGGCUAGAUCGCGAUCGAGGAGUAAAUCUAGGUCGAGAAGCGCUUCGAUAAGAUCGAGAUCUAAAAGCGGCUCGCCUGCUAAAUCGAGAAGCGGUUCCGAAGCUUCGCGAUCUAGGUCUAGGUCGCGAAGCGGAUCACCAGCUAAAUCUAGGUCUGGAAGUGUCACCCGUAAAUCCAAGUCGCGCAGCAGAUCUAGGUCAAGAAGUGGAUCUGCAAAAUCUAGGUCCAGAUCGAGAAGUAGAUCCGGCAGCGGGUCCCCGAGACGAUCUCGAUCCAAAAGCGAGUCUCGGGAUAAGUCUCUGGAGACUUCAACAGAAUCUAAGCCAAGGAGUAGCAAGUCUCCGAGCAAGUCACCUGUCAAAUCCAAAUCCAUAAGUAGAUCUCCUGGAGAUGGCAAAGCGAGAAGCAAGUCACCUGAGAACAUGGACGUGGAUGAAGAAGAGCCUCGAGGUCGAAAGAGAAAACGCUCGGGUUCCGGUUCUGACUCGCCCGACAAAGCGCGCGUGAAACACUCAAAAUCACGUUCCAAAUCCCGGUCUAGAUCUCGCUCAAAGUCCCGAUCCAAAUCUCGCUCCAAGUCUCAUUCCAAAUCCCGUUCUAGAUCGCGAUCCAAUUCACGAUCUAGAUCUCGAUCCAAAUCCCGUUCAAAGUCGAGAUCUCGAUCUAAGUCUGGAUCCCGCUCCCCGGCCAGGCUACGAAUACGUUCGCUAUCUAGAUCCCGCUCCAAAUCUGUAUCCAAGUCUCGCUCUCGAUCAAAAUCACCGGCCAAGUCACGGUCGAGGUCCAAAUCUCGCUCCAAGUCACGGUCGAGGUCCAAAUCUCGCUCCAAGUCACGGUCGAGGUCCAAAUUUCGCUCCAAGUCACGGUCGAGGUCCAAAUCUCGAUCCAAGUCACGGUCGAAGUCCAAAUCUCGAUCCAAGUCACGGUCGAGGUCCAAAUCUCGCUCUAAGUCACGGUCGAGGUCCAAGUCACGGUCGAGGUCCAAAUCUCGGUCCAAGUCACGGUCCAGGUCCCGAUCCGGCUCGGCCAAGUCGCGGCGCUCGCGCUCCCGCUCCGCCAACUCACGCUCCAGAUCGCGUUCGCGCUCGGGCUCCGCGUCCCCGUCACACAGAGUUGACAAGAAGCGUCGCGCCGUGCGCCUGGAGUCUGACGACGAGGGGGAGGUCGGGGGCGAGGGCGGGGCGGAGGGCGAGCAGGCCGCCCCCGCCCCCGCCUCCGCCCCCGUCCCCGCCGCACAGGACUCCUCCGACGACGACGUCGCGCCAGACCUCAAGAGCUCGGAGGCGGCGGGUGGGCUGUCGGACUUCGAGGCGAUGCUGGCCCGCAAGCGCGAGGAGCGCCGCGGUCGUCGCCGCCGCAGGGACAUCGACAUCAUCAACGACAACGACGACCUCAUCGCGCACCUCCUGCAGCAGAUGCGCCAGGCCGCCGAGCAGGACCGCGACCUCAACCGCAAGAACCAGCCCGCCGUCAAGAAGGUGUCCAUGCUGAAGGCGGCCAUGUCGCAGCUCAUCAAGAAGGACCUGCAGCUGGCGUUCCUCGAGCACAACGUCCUGAAUGUGCUGUGCGACUGGCUAGCGCCCAUGCCCAACCGUGCCCUGCCCUGUCUGCUCAUCCGCGAGAGCAUCCUCAAGCUGCUCAUGGACUUCCCGUCCAUAGACAAGUCGCUGCUGAAGCAGUCGGGCAUCGGCAAGGCGGUGAUGUACCUCUACAAGCACCCCAAGGAAACCAAGGCCAACCGCGAGCGCGCCGGCCGCCUCAUCUCUGAGUGGGCGCGCCCCAUAUUCAACCUCUCCACCGAUUUCAAAGGUAACCGCUACGCUACUGCGCGCUACGUACUACGCAUUACGUACUGCGCGCUAUAUAUAGCGCGCUACGUACUGCGCGCUACCGCCACCGCCCCCCACACCGCGCACGCCGCGCACCACCCCCCGCCGGACCCCGACCGGGCGGCGCGGCCGGGCGAGCCGGGCUGGGUGUCGCGCGCGCGAGUGCCGCUGCCCUCCAACAAGGACUACGUCGUGCGCCCCAAGUCCACCUGCGACGCCGACAUGUCCCGCGUGAGUACUGCCCCCACUGCUGCCCACUGCCCUCAAUAUGAACAGACGUGUGGUUGCGGCGGCGCGCCACACGAGGGUGCAGAGCAGCAGCGCGCCCGGCGCCCGGCCCCGUGA